Messenger RNA from Dendronephthya gigantea, 1205 nucleotides. RefSeq lists its product as uncharacterized. The record is from RefSeq and is a predicted model, not a curated record. Gene Ontology annotation, biological process: biosynthetic process. The transcript is spliced from 6 exons. The coding region runs from base 96 to 1205 and encodes 369 amino acids. NCBI's taxonomy places the organism in Eukaryota, Metazoa, Cnidaria, Anthozoa, Malacalcyonacea, Nephtheidae.
ACAAUGGGCUUGAGCUGCAGAACAUAAAUAUUCCUUCAAAUCCAGAGAAAGUUAUUCCAAUUUAUACUCCAGAUAACGUAUUUGUUAAAGUAUUUAUGACACACUCCAGCGAAAAGUCGGCGCUUGGACUAGCGUCAUUCGCGCAAGGUUUCCAAAAACAGGCACAUGUUGCAUUAUAUGGUAUUGGAGUGGACGAUACGUCAUUUGAGAGGAGUGAAUAUGGAACGGUGCUGACACUCGCUCGUAGAUAUGUAGAUUUAAUAAAAAAAAUCCAGCCUGAAGGUCCAUUUUAUCUUGCUGGCUACUCGUUCGGCGGUCUGUUGGCUUACGAAAUGGCGAGUGAGCUGAAAAGAAAUGGUGAAACUGUUGCAAUGGUGUUCAUGGUGGAUACGUUCGCAUGGCACCCUAAAGCCCUAACAAACGGUAAAGAAUUGAUGCGAAAGACCACCGAGUUAACCUUAAAGUCAACGGAAAAAUAUGUGACAAGACGACUGCUCGAAAAAAUUGCUUUCGUCGAAAUGGGUAAGAGUAAACAUGACGUCAAUGAUUAUUACGAGGAAUUGCAACAUCAGGAAAAGGUUAUUGAUGUUUUGGAGGAUGAAGCUGCUGAAAAGAAUAUUGUGCUUCGUUUGAAAGAAAGAAUUGAGACAACUAAGUACGAAGUCAGAUCUGCUGCUGAAGCUCAUUUAGAUUGGCAGCCUUCUAAGGUAUCCUAUGACGGGGUAUUGACAUUCGUUUGCUGUGACGAAACUAAGUCAUUCUCUCUUAGCAAGCCAGAGAUAUGGAAAACGUUAGUUGAGAGAAUGGAUUUCCUUUACGCCCCUGGAAGUCAUCUAAAAGUACGAGAUGGAGCUAGUGGAGAAACGUGUGGAUCCAUGAUAAUGACAACAGCAGCAAUGAGCUACCUUUCCAAAUCUCUACACCACAAUUUCCAGGCUGUAAGAACAAGGCGUGAAGAGAAAUUGGUGGAAUUUCUAAAGCAAGGAAUUGUUAUCUGGAUGCUUUCAAAUUUGACAAACAUCAUGCCUGGUAGGCAUGUUGAUGAAAUCCGUAAACGCCAUGGCAACAAUCCUUUCAUUGAUUUCCUCACUUGUAUGUUGACCAAAAACGGCGGGCUUUGGACGUUUCAUUCUUUGGAUUUUCAGCGGCUCAAAUUGCUGGUCGAUGCUUUAGAAGCUCUUUUUGGAAUACCGUUCGUGCAGUGA